Messenger RNA from Zootoca vivipara (common lizard), 1758 nucleotides. RefSeq names its product G protein-coupled receptor 141 (gene GPR141). Gene Ontology annotation, biological process: G protein-coupled receptor signaling pathway. The record is from RefSeq and is a predicted model, not a curated record. Gene Ontology annotation, molecular function: G protein-coupled receptor activity; oxysterol binding. NCBI's taxonomy places the organism in Eukaryota, Metazoa, Chordata, Lepidosauria, Squamata, Lacertidae. Gene Ontology annotation, cellular component: membrane.
CAGCAACAAGAGCACUUGGUCACAGCACUUGAGCUUUCAUUUGCCGGAUAAUUUUUCACUUUCCUUAACAAAGCCGGAUUUUUUCAGAAUUAUGAGAACCAGAGCCUUUGUCUAUUAUCUUUGAGAUUUGUUGGAGAACAGCUGAGGUCCCUACGGACUGGAGGCAAGCAAAUGUUGUCUUCCCCAUCUUCAAAAGGGGAAAAAAGAAAACCAACCAGUGAGCUUGACAUUGAUACCAGGGAAGUUCCUAGAACAGGCUGUGAUAAUAGAAGAUUCUAGAAGCAUGGAUCGACGGAAAGAGUUCCUUCCAAGCUCAACGCCAGAGCCUCAACUGAGCUUCAACUCAAUAGAUUCCGCUCACAUCGCCUUGAUCACAAUAUACACGACGGUGUUUAUCGGAGGUGUGUGUGGAGUCAUCAAAAUGUCCUUUUUGCUACUGAAAAUGAAUGCAUUAUCCGUGACUACAACAGCAAUCAUAAACUUAGUGGUAAUCCACAGCCUCUUCCUUGUGACUGUGCCGUUUCGCCUGUAUUACUACGCCACCCAAGAAUGGAUCUUUGGCACACCCUUUUGCAAAGUUGUGAGCGGAAUGAUACACUUCCACAUGUACCUCACUUUCCUGUUCUAUAUGAUUUUCUUGGUCAUCAGGUGCCUCAUCUUCUUUCAGUGGAAAGACAAAGUGGAAUUCUAUAGGAAUUUGCAUGCUGUGGCAACCAGCAUAGCUGUGUGGAUUCUGGCCAUUGUUAUUGUGGUGCCAGUAAUGUUGUGCUGGUAUGGGAAAACGGGGGUUUAUGCAAAUGUAACGUGUUUUGAAUUUCACCAGGAGUUCCACAGUGACCCAGUGAAAGCAGUCAACUACAUUAUAAUUGCCGUAAUGGUUGCAAUAAUUUGCACCGUCUUGGGCUUACAAGUGUUCAUGAUUCGAAAGGUGGUGAAAACCCUUUCAGGGUCCCUUUGGUUACAUCAAGAGUUUCAGGCGCAGCUGAAAAGCUUGUUCUUCAUAGGGAUCUUAAUGUUUUGCUUCCUCCCUAGUCACUUUUUCCGGAUUUAUUUCAUUCAGCAUGCAGAUGACAAGCGACUGAAUUCUGUCAAUGAAAUCUGCUUGAGCGUAACUGCCAUCAGCUGCCUCGAUUUGUUUUUGUUCGUGGUAACUGGAUGUAAAACCCUAAGGCAAAAAAUCAGUGGACUUUCAUGCUGCUGAAACUUUGCAUUCUUAUGUAAGAAAGUCUUGGCGACAAGGUCAGCUGGGUAGGUGAGAGAUAUAUGACUUAAAGAUUCUCAGGAUAAAAAUUUAUACAUCCUGGGUUGCAUCUAACGGCUAUGUAAGCAGAAGGCAGAUUGUAAACCCAGUCUAGCCUGCCAACCACCAGCCUGGCUCCCUAAUGCUCCCUGUAUCCCUGCGAAGUCUCUCCAGAGAGUCACAGAAUCCCUUAACAGUGUCACACUCAUGCAGAAUUGAGUAAUGGGGACCUGCAUGGUGUCAAGCUGUAUUGAUGCAAGGUUUCCUUCUCUCGGUCCACUGCAGUUUUGUGUGAGAGUCCAUUCUGCUCAGGACUGGGAAAGGAAGGAUCUGUCCAUUUUGGUUCUCUCUGUUUCUCAUUUUAAAAGGUAAAGGGACCCCUGACCAUUAGGUCCAGUCGUGACCGACUCUGGGGUUGCGCGCUCAUCUCGCGUUAUUGGCCGAGGGAGCCGGCGUAUAGCUUCCAGGUCAUGUGGCCAGCAUGACAAAGCUGCUUCUGGCAAACCAGAGCAGCACAU